UCCACUUUUGUAUCUUCUGGUCCACGGCUGUUCCGGGCGGUGUGUCCCCCCCCUGCCACGUAGCCGCCAUGGCAACUCCAAACAAACACCUAACGCGCUUCAAUUAAGCCUAGAACUUCUAUGUAUGUCAUUUAAAACGUUAAAUGUACUAUCUACAGUCCAAUAGAGAAAUAAAGGAGCUUAAAUGAGCAGUUAUGCGGGAGUUAACACACCUUAAUUUUAUACAUGCAACUAUUUAACUCUUAUACACCAUACCAAAUGGGCCCAAAUUAUGUUUCCUCCUUUAUUAGCACACCUCAUCCCCAAAUAAAUGUGCAAAUAUAUAUUCUGUGAAAAUUUCUGUACGGGUUAUUAACGUUGGCCAGCAGAAAAGAACUCGGCAAUGGAAGAGGAGUAAACAGAAAAGUGUAGGAAUAGUAAAACAAACAACGGGGCAGAAAAGAGAAACGCAAAAAAGAAAAAUCCAGAGUAAGCUAAAGUGAAGAAAAUAAAGGAAAAGAAAAUAGAAAAGCAAAGUCAUGCAGUGGAAGCAAAGUGAACAGAAAAACAGAGCUCAGGCAAGGGUGAAGUAUUAUAUAAGUGUCCUAUACGCAGUGAAGUAACUAAGAUUGCGUAGUGAAGUAUAUAAGUGUAAAGUACCAAGGAGGACCUACGAAGCGAUACAAAGCGGAACACCUCAAAAGAAGAAGAAGAAGAAGCACUCGAUCGUAAUAACAAACAUAUCGGUGGCCACGGUGACUCCCCUGGCGGCUCAGCAAACACCACUGUACCGUCCAUUUACACCAUGAAGAGGGGCAAGGAACGAGUGACAGACACCAUGAACCACGCCAGUGUUUUACUAUUAGACAUUGAGGGUACAACGACCUCCAUUAGCUUCGUUAAGAAUGAGUUGUUCCCGUACGUGAGGCGCGAGGUGACGGCGUACCUGCAGAGUACCUGGGAGACCGAAGAGACGAGGCAGGACGUAGCUGCUCUAUCCAAACAGAUCGAGGAGGAUGUGACAGCGGGCGUGUCUGGGAGCCAGCCGCUGCCGAGCACUGAUGACCGGAAGGAGGUGAUCGCGGCCUUGGUGGCCAACGUGGAGGCCAUGAUGGACGGCGACAGGAAAGUGGGACCCCUCAAGACCCUCCAGGGACACAUGUGGCGCCGGGCCUACCAGGAGGGCUCCGUGACGGGACACGUGUACGACGACGUGCUCCCCGCCCUGGAGAAGUGGCGCGCCCUUGGGAAGCGCAUUUACAUCUACUCCUCCGGCAGCGUCGCCGCUCAGAAACUGCUCUUCGCCCACUCCUGUCACGGCGACCUGCUACAUUUCUUCAGCGGCCACUUUGACACAGCCGUGGGAUCCAAGGUGGAGGCCCAGAGCUACAGGUCCAUCCUUUCCCAGCUCGACUGUGCCCCCGGCGAGGUCCUCUUCCUCACCGAUGUGGAUAAAGAGGCCUACGCUGCUGCCGAGGCUGGGAUGCAUGUGAUACUCUCCGUGAGGGAAGGCACGAUGCCCCUGCCCAAAGCCUGCCUCGACGUCUUCAGUACCAUCACGUCUUUCGCCGAGCUGUUCCAGGAAGACUCGGACUCCCCGCCAUCCCCGAAGAGGGCGAGAGUAGAGGCAGCAGAGGAGGGGAAGGAGGGAGAGGCAGACACACUGGACGAGGCGGAGGAGAGGAAAGUUAAGGAGGUUGAUUCUAGGAAAGGGAAACGCGAGGAAAAGACAGCCAAAAAAUGAGGAUAAUUUCUGAGAGGAAGCCCCCAGGAGCCAGCACAAUGCAGUGAAUGCACACCACGUUUCUGACAGUCAUCACGGGCGCGCCAGGCUCCUCGCUGACACCUGAUGAUGUGUCUGCCGCAGCUGGCUGUUCGCGGCGCCCGCCACUCCAUUCUCAAGUGGUGUCACUUCGCCCAUCCUCGCCGCCUAGGUAUGUUACUGUGUUAUGCCCGCCGCUUCUCAUCGUGUGCCUUGAAGUUUUCACUUCCGCCGCCGCCGUCGCCUCACCUGCUUUCGUUCCCUGACGUGAGACGGAAAGAGAAGUCUUCUUGGGAGUUUUAUCAAGUUAUUAUUAUUAUUAUUAUUAUUAUUAUUAUUAUUAUUAUUAUUAUUAUAUAGUAGCAGUAGUAGUAGUAGUAGUAGUAGUAUCAUCAUUAUUAUGAACAUCAUGAUAAUCGUCGUAUUCAUUAUUAUUAUCAUCACCAACAUCAUUCGUGUUGAUUUUAAUGUGCUCCGUCCGCGCGCCAUAUAUCUAUGUAUUUACUAUUGGGGGGUGCGGGGAAUUGUAAUAAUAAAAACAGGCGUUGCGAGGUACUACCAAGAGAACAAUUGAGGUGUUUUCUCCCACACCUGUGAGGCAGUGCAUGUGUAUGGCCCUUAUCGCCCAGCAGGGCCACCACGUCUCCGGCGCAGUCACUAUCCCGGAUACAGAGUGACGGGCGCGGUGCCGGGGCCCCACAAACCACCGCGUCACCCUCGAUACUCGCUCCACCCGCGGCCUGGCCAACCAAAGAGGAUGCACCAACACGGAAGUCAGGCUUUCUUCUUAAUUAGAUUAAGGUGUGAUUAUAGAUUUGCAUGUUCAUUCCUCUCUUUUGUUUUACUUUAGGAGCAGCGAGUAGCGGGCUUUUUUUUUAUUAUUGUUUUCUUUUUUGUGUGUGCCCUUGAGCUGCCUCCUUUGUUGUAAAAAAAAAAAAAAAGAUCAGUAAAAAAAAAUCCUUAUUAAAAAAUGGCAAGUAUAAUAAAAGAAACCUUGUACCUUGUAUUUUAUAUAUUCACAAUAAUUAUACUUAUUUUCGGCGGAUAUGAAUGGACAAGGAAUUGCAUCUGAAUUAAUGACCAGUUAAUGCCGAUCCAUCAGGCACACUACCGCCUUAAUAUUACAGGUAAUGAGAAGCGCCUUUUUCUGAUACAAAUUACGUACGAAUAAUUCAAAACUGACUGGCAUCUCUCUCUCUCUCUCUCUCUCUCUCUCUCUCUCUCUCUCUCUCUCUCUCUCUCAUCGUUCUGGUUGAAUCCCUCAACUUUCAGUCUCAAUCCUUCAGUGUUGCCAGAACCUACUUUUCCUCGUCUUUUCCUCCGCGGCACCUCAUCAUCAUCAUCCCCACCCUUCUCCUCCUCCUGCCUCUCCCCCCUCCGGAGAGUACUCAAGGCCACAAGAGACCGUCGUCCUUUUAAACACACUAACUCAUUCAUAAUAAAUAUUUGCCAGAUAGCAUUCAGAAUUAAUUCCCACGUCAAGAUUUCGUAAAGUAAAAAUAUAACUGCAUUAAUAUUUAUAUUUUUUGUUGGAUACCUUUGUCAAGGAUGAUAUAUUUUCAUGUAUUUAUUAAAUGUAAAUUUGCAAUCGCGUUAAUCAGUAGUUUAUAUUUAAUAGUAUAUGAUUUUAUCAUCUAUAAUAUUGACCAAAUGUUGGAUGAAGAGGGAAAACUGCGCUCGCGCGUGUGUGUAUAUGUGUUUUUAUUGUUAUUAGUGAUAUUGGUAAGGUUAUCAGUAGGAGUUUUGGGUCUCCUCAAUACAUUAUAACUUUACGCAUCCCUGCCUCGCUAACGUUCACUUCCCUACCCCUCCCGUUUACAAAGAGCGAAUGUGUCGGUGGUGGCUGAGUGUGCGCCAGCAUGCAUGCCAGCCUCGGAGCAGCGCCUCCACAGUCCACACACUCACCCGGCACAGCGGGGCUAGCGACGGCAGCACACGCCCGCCCACUCCCGCCCC
Messenger RNA from Eriocheir sinensis (Chinese mitten crab), 3697 nucleotides. RefSeq names its product enolase-phosphatase E1-like (gene Enoph). Lineage: Eukaryota; Metazoa; Arthropoda; Malacostraca; Decapoda; Varunidae. The transcript is spliced from 7 exons. Gene Ontology annotation, molecular function: magnesium ion binding; acireductone synthase activity. The record is from RefSeq and is a predicted model, not a curated record. Bases 785 to 1723 code for a protein of 312 amino acids.